Messenger RNA from Fragaria vesca subsp. vesca, 939 nucleotides. Its product is annotated as two-component response regulator ARR3-like. The record is from RefSeq and is a predicted model, not a curated record. The transcript has 5 exons. The coding region runs from base 67 to 588 and encodes 173 amino acids. NCBI's taxonomy places the organism in Eukaryota, Viridiplantae, Streptophyta, Magnoliopsida, Rosales, Rosaceae. Gene Ontology annotation, biological process: cytokinin-activated signaling pathway; phosphorelay signal transduction system.
CUCUCUCUCUCUCUCUCUCUCUCUGUUCUUGUCGUUGUGUGCUGGGUUCUGUUGGGUUUGAAUGUAAUGGCCGAGGAAAGAGUUGUCCAUGUUCUGGUCGUCGAUGACUCCUUGGUUGACCGCACCAUAGUUCACAAGCUCCUCAAAGCCUCCGCCUUUAAAGUUACUACUGUAGAGAGUGGGAAGAAAGCGCUAGAGGUUCUUGGAAUGGAAGAAGAGAAGCUUGACAAGCCAACUGUUAAAGAUCAUGAUGUUGACAUAAUCCUCACUGACUAUUGUAUGCCUGAGAUGAAUGGGCAUGAUCUUCUAGUUGCUAUAAAGGAUGACAGCCACAUGAAAUCAAUUCCGGUGGUCAUAGUGUCUUCUGAAUUUAAUCCACAGAGGAUCAACAGGUGUCUCACAGAUGGUGCUGAAGAGUUCUUGCAGAAACCUCUGAAAGUGAAAGACUUGGAGAAGCUAAGAAGCUAUGUAAAUCCAGCAGUUCCAGUACCCAAAAUAGGUACAAAACAAAAAGCCGUAGUUGAUCUGAUGCCAGAAAGUAAUGAAGCGGAAAGACUGCCCCACCUUGCUGGAGUUGCUGUUGCAUAAUCUAAUAUCAGUAAUCCUGUAAUGGGGGGUCUCCAAUUGCAGCUAGCUGGUUCCCACAAGGAAUUUUCAGGGUGGCCUGUAUAUAGAUUGAGGUUUUUAGCUAGAUGAUCUCGUCUUCCUUUUUGUUGGUGUUUGGUGAUGCGAGUUUUGUUGUAGAAAGGUGCUUCUGUGAUGAUUGUAACAUAGAUCCAUUCCUUUGAAGUAUGAAUGAAUAUAUUGAGCGAAUGACUGCACUUGCUUGUUCCUAUCGACUUUGUUCGUGAUAUCGAAAUUGAAUGUAGUAGUUGUCUAGAACUAGUGGCUUUCAGAUCGGUCCUUGGUCUUCUGUGAUGCAGGGGACUCUUAGCAGGC